UAAAAUACUCGCGACGGUCACUUGUUUCCAUGGAGUCAGUGGAAGCCAAAAGCGGAUUGAGUAGCUAACAGCUAGUUAGCGUUAGCUGGUUGUUUACACGGCUUUAAAUAUGUCAGGACGUCACAGUAGCGAACAUCUCGAGACUCUGUUUUCUUUUGAGAUUUUGGUGGAAUAUGUCCGAAUCGACAAACAAACUAAGGUUUCCGAGGACCUCGCGCUGGGGAUACGGCUGCUGGAUUUCCCAACGCUGCUCAUUUAUCAGGCUCAGCCGCGGAGUGGCCACGUUAAACCACAAGAACCAGAUGAAAACGACGAGUAUGGCGAGUACGUGUUCAACAGAGGCAAGCGUUGUUUCUUCCAAAUGAACCUGGCUUCACUGCGCGUCAACCUAUCGCGCACGCCUCUUUACGCCAUGGUGCUGGACGUGAAAGAGGACAUUCCUAAACUAGUAGGAUCCUCCAUGAUAUCCUUGGCUAACGUGGUGGACAGAGUGAGCCAGGAUGUGACUUUACGUGGCGUCUCUACCCCGUCUACACACGGAGAGAGGGGGCUCGUGUAUAUAAGCAAUCUCACCGGGGAGAAAAUCGGAUCGGUUUCUUUGAGCUAUAAAUUGCUAAGUCUGGGAGCAAGUUUACACGCACAUAUCAGAGACAGGCCAAGUCAUGAAGGCAUCGAAGUACAAGAAUGCAUCACAGAGACUAAUAGGCCUACAGAGUUAUUAGGUCCUGACUGUUCUCCCACUCUGGACAAGUCUGAUGUUAAUGUAAACAACCAGUCCCACAGACCAGUAAAUACAAAAGCCAUGAUCAAUGAGAGUCAGGAUGAGAAUCAUGUGAGUGUUAAUGAUGAACACAUACCAAACAGCCAAAUUCCUGAAAUACCAGAAGAACGUGACAACAUUUUGGAGGAGGAUUUAAGCCUAUUCUGUCCUCCAUAUCUUUACUACACUAAUUCUGCAGAGGAAAGGAGGAAAGCUGAAGAGGCAGUGGAUUUUAAACUACCACACUUAGAUGCAGACUCUUUUCCAUAUGAAGACUCUGAGGACGAGUCGACAGGACAAAAUGAACCUGAAGCUCCUACGUCUCCAGUGAUGCACCAGCAAGUCAAACAGAGUGCACCAAGUUCAAGCAGCCAACAAGCAAGUGGGCGAAGUCCAAACACACUUGGAGAAUCCUUACGACAGUUGCCUCUAUUAAAUGCUCUCUUAGUUGAGCUGUCACAAUUAAAUGGCCAGAACCUGCAGCAGCCGUUGUCUGUUCACCCCAAUCUAGCCUGGAUUUAUAGGCCUGCUUCUGCAGAGCCUCCAGCUGGGCAAGCAGUCAAACCGCUGCCGGAACCUCAAAACUUAAAAAAACUGCCUGCACCCAGAAACUGUUCAACACCAAUUUUAAGACCUGCGUCCGUAAAAAAGAAAGGCCAAAAACAAGAGUCAUCGAUACAGAUCAAAAGCUCGGAUAAAUCUUCAAAGAAGCUUGUAUUUGGAAUAACUAAAACAUUUAAUCUAAGACUAAAGCACAUUUCUCCUUCUGUAAAACGACGCGAGUGCAUGGAGCUAAUACAGAAUGACACACGGUCAAGUGUAGGCAAAGCAAAGACAAAGACCAAGACGAUCACACAGGCCGGCAAAAGGAACUCUGUGAUAAACCAUAGCUCCAGUCUCCAUGAAAAUAUUGAGACGAUGAUAGAAAGUGUCACAGUGGGCUCUGCGUUACAAGAAACAAUCACACUAAAACCAAAUAACAUGCACGCAACGCGUCAUGGUAAACAGGACAGAGACUCUCGGCCAAUUUCGGAAAAUCGUUCCCUUUCUGAAAAAGGCUCGACAUGUAUUCACAUCCCCACUGUGAAUAGCGACAGUGUCGCCGGAAACAAAGACAAGACUGAGCAUCACAGCGAAUCAAAUCAAUCACGGUCUGAUCCUGACAGGCACCCAAAGAAAAUUGAAUCUUCAAGAAGCAGCAGACAGAGCAGCUCAAAGUCUUCAUUUUCAGACUCCGGUGGGGAGGGAAACGAAGACGGAGACUAUGCUGAUGACUUUAACAGCCUUGAACCCAGUGAUGCUUAUUCUCCUGACCCUGUGAACAGCCCCGAGCCCAGUAGAGCCAAGACUCCAAAGUCCCCUGUUUGCCCCAACUCCAACAACUCUGACUCAGACUCAGACUCUGAAGUUGUUCAGAGGAGAGCAGUGCUCCCCGUGCCCAUCAAAGCCCCCAGCUCCCCUCAGCGAACUCUGAGAGGUACAUACGUCAUUCGACCUAAAAUCCAGGCUUCGGCUCUCAGUUUUUCUUCAGAUGACGCCAAAGGAGAUGGAUCGUCUUCUUUACAAAGCAUGUGCUCCAGAAACAAAGUGACAAAAAGUACCAGACUGGAAAGGACGUCUGGAGCUGAGAGUUUCGUAUCAUCCAGAGGUGACAGGAGUGAGUCACUGAAGACCAGUGGCCCAGUUCGGGAGCUUUCUGCAGACUCGGCGUCCUCUUUUGGGCUGCAAGAGGCAGAGGAAUUGGAGGAUAAACUGGGAUCUUUGGAUUUCAAAAAAGAGUAUCAGCAUAUUUCUGAGCUGGUCGCCAGCAGACUCCCUGGUUACACCAUGUAAACGACAUGUAACUGCACAGAUUACAAUGAUACUGACAAAGAGGAACAGAUAAGUGUUAUACUUGUGAAGUAAAAAUGCUAUAUAAAUAAAGAGCUUUGUAGAAUAGUGUGGUCAUUUCACGUUUUAUUCACUCUGUUAUUGAACAUUUGCAUCAGGUCUUAAACCAUUAAUACUAAAGUCAUUUUUGCUUUUAAAUCAUUUUAUAUAUAUUUAAAUGUUUAGUAGAUUUGUCACAAGAUGGAUUUGGAUUUCAGCACAUAUAUCACCUGCUACUUUGCAUUUCGCCUCCAUAUUAUUUGAUAAGCAAAUUAAUUUAAAACCAGUGUGCUGU
Betta splendens (Siamese fighting fish) is the source of this 2924-nucleotide messenger RNA. RefSeq names its product microtubule associated protein 10 (gene map10). Gene Ontology annotation, cellular component: midbody; cytoplasmic microtubule; mitotic spindle midzone. Gene Ontology annotation, molecular function: microtubule binding. Lineage: Eukaryota; Metazoa; Chordata; Actinopteri; Anabantiformes; Osphronemidae. The record is from RefSeq and is a predicted model, not a curated record. Gene Ontology annotation, biological process: mitotic spindle midzone assembly; cytoplasmic microtubule organization; positive regulation of cytokinesis. The transcript has a single exon. The coding region runs from base 110 to 2593 and encodes 827 amino acids.